Molecule: messenger RNA, 3313 nt
Organism: Gadus macrocephalus (Pacific cod)
Lineage: Eukaryota; Metazoa; Chordata; Actinopteri; Gadiformes; Gadidae
Gene: rorc
Product: RAR-related orphan receptor C
Biological process (GO): regulation of transcription by RNA polymerase II
Cellular component (GO): nucleus
Molecular function (GO): zinc ion binding; RNA polymerase II cis-regulatory region sequence-specific DNA binding; nuclear receptor activity
Source: RefSeq, a predicted model, not a curated record
AUAUGCUCUGUAAGGUGACCUUGGGUGUCUUGAAAGGCGCCUCUAAAUUAAAUGUAUUAUUAUUAUUAUUAUUAUUUAUUUAUGCAAUGAAUUUAAUUUAUCAUCUUUUGGAGUAUAUUCAUUUUUGGGCGGUUGGAUACUGUGUUCAUUAUCACAGUGUUGCUGUUUGUAGGAUGUUGGAGAUGUUUUGACUGAUAAAGCCUGAUCACCCAUCUGCACAUCCUUUACUUAUCACAUUAUUAAUAUUAGAAAGGGAACAUUUCUUCAUUAUUUUGAACUUUAAAGUAAGUAUGGCUAAGUGUUGGAAAAUGUGUGAACUCCUCCAAUGAAAGUGUCUUUGAGAUUGUAGGAAGAACACGUACAUUCCUGGGUGGGCAAGAAAUGUCCAUCAAGCAGAAAGCAUGGUGCAAGUUGGGGGGUGGGGACCAAUUGUUUGGUUUGACCCCAUUUACAAAUAUAUUGUUCCACUGUCAUCAUUACUGAAAAAACACACUGUGCUAUUAUUUGUGUCACCUCAUCAGAUUUCGCCUCGGUUAUUUCCUUUCUUCACUGUUGUAUGUGGGGAUUUCUGUGUGUUUUAUUUUUAUUUCCUCCCAUUGUAACAUAACUAUUUGGGGUCGAGGUGUGGAGGUUUUCAAGUUUAUAUUUAACGUAAUAAUUUAAAAUAUGCUCAAACAAGAUUUAAAUUAUUCGGUAAUAACAUUAUUUUCUCUGUCAAGCAUUAUUCGAUUUUUUGAAUAGCACACACACACACACACACACCCCCACCCCCCUACCUUAUUGGCUACAGGUGCCUUGUUUGGAUUGAUGGUGUUGUUUGCAAAUUGGGUUAAUUCAUUGUGUGCGUGUGAUGAUAGAAUGUGUUCUAUGGUAUGUCCUGAUUAUCAUAACGCCUAAAGGUUAUGAUAACGGAAGUUUAAGUAUUGCAGUAGCCUACAAUAUAAUUUUUGUCAUACUACCUGAGCAUUCAUUGUGUUUAUACAGUUCCUAUAUUUAAAGCAUCACAGGCCCAAAGCCAUGCGGAAUACCAUAAGCAUUGUAGGCCUAAUGGGAUAUUUAAUGGACAUAUUUCAUCUUUAACCCAUAUUUGAAUAUUGCUUAGAAAACGAAGUAGGACUACAAUUUAGGCAAACCUAUGCAAAUUAUAGUUCUCUUGACUUAAAUAGUCAAAUUCUAAUGCACUAUAGUAAGAUGAUAUAUCACGUGGCUCUUGCGGCGCACUGGUCAUCAUUAAAAAGUUAAUUGUCCUUUAUAAACGUUACAUUGAACCGGGUUGCGGAAGCUGGUUCCAGCAGCAUUGGGUUCUAUUUCUCAACCGAACAACACAAAGCAAACCUUAUCCGAAAUAAUGACGUAACUCCCGGUGAUAUAACUACUCCCGAGCACGGGACCUGAAGGACUCAGAGACCUGGACCUGAAGGACUCAGAGACCAUGACCUGAGGACUGACCGGGGGGGGGAGAGAGACCGGAGCAGCCGUCCUGAGCGCACCGCGUGUUCUCACCGUGCCAACCGGCGGCUCCAGCUGCACGGAUGGACGUGAUGGACGUGAGCCUCGAGGAACUUUGAUAUGAAACAUUUCCUCAAGAGGAGGUCUAUUGGAGUCCAUGCUGACCACUGCGGAGGAGAUGGCCAUGCACCUACCCAGACCCCUGCGCCGACCUGGCCGCUAGAACAACCAGACAGCACUGCCGGCGACUACGAUCCUCAAAGCAAGAGCAGAAGUUACUAAGUGAACGAAAGGUUUUUCAUGUGGGUCAGUGCAUGCGUACAGACCACGUGUAUUUGGUUUUGGAGUAAUGGAAUACGAGGAGUACAAUGCAUCUCCAGGUGACGCACCGAUCAGACGAGCUGGGAUUGAAGUGAUACCCUGCAAGAUCUGCGGAGACAAGUCUUCAGGAGUGCACUACGGAGUGAUCACGUGUGAGGGGUGCAAGGGAUUCUUCAGACGAAGCCAGCUGCCCACUGUGUCUUACUCCUGCUCCCGGCAGAACAACUGCCAGAUCGACCGGACCAGCCGCAACCGCUGCCAACACUGCCGGCUGCAGAAAUGCCUCGCGCAAGGCAUGAGCCGCGAUGCGGUGAAGUUCGGACGGAUGUCCAAGCGUCAGCGGGACUCACUGUCUGCUGAGAUUCAAAAACACAAGCAGCAGCAGCAGCAGCAAGAACAACAUCACCAUCAACAGCAGCAGCAGCUCCAGAGAAGGGACGUGCACUCCUGCCUGGUAUGCUCUCCAAGCGAGUCCCCUGCUUCGGGCCUGCUCUACCGCGGCUGCAGCGGCCCCCUAGUGUCCCGGUGCCCGGGGAGAGGGGACAGCGGUGGUCCUCCUAACCCCAGAGGGUUUGAUUCCAGACAGCCAUCUCCUGAGUUGAUUCAACCUUAUGACCUGCUGGAGGAUGCCUUUGGUCACUAUUCCCAUGUUCUGCAAAGCAGAGAGGACCUGUGUGGCAGUAUCCUGCGCUCCCACAGAGAGACCAGCCAAUACAGAGUGGAGGAACUGCACGAUCUGAAAUGGAAGUUGUUCAAUAGGGAGGAGAUACAGGCUUAUCAGAACAAGACGAUGGAUGAGAUGUGGCAGUAUUGCGCCAUCAGACUCACCGACGGUGUGCAGUAUGUGGUGGAGUUCGCCAAGCGCAUCCCGGGCUUCCGUCUGUUCAGCCAGAACGACCAGAUCGCUCUCCUCAAAAGUGGGUCGAUGGAGGUGCUGCUGGUGAGGAUGAGCCGCUACUUCAACACAGAAAACAACACAGUGUUUUUCGACGGGAAGUUUGCUGGACCUCAAGUCUUCAAGUCCCUGGCGUGCGGGGAUCUCAUCUCGGCCGUGUUCGACUUUGCCCGUGGCAUGUGUGUUCUGGGUCUCAGCGAGCCCCAGACCGCUCUGUUCUCGGCCCUGGUGCUGAUCAACACCGACCGACCCUCUCUGGAAGACAGAGUGCAAGCUCACAGAGUUCAGAGAGACUUGGAGGUGGCCCUCACUCACAUACACAGAGACAACCGAGAGAGCCUACUACAAAAGCUUCACGAGAGGAUGGCGUUGUUGCGCUCGCUGUGUCGGCAGCACAUGGAGAAGCUGCAGUCCUUCAGCCACCGCUACCCCGACACGGUGCGGUCCCGCUUCCCCCCGCUCUACAGGGAGCUGUUUGACUCCGAGGCCGAUGCCCCUCAAGGGACGGCUCCCUGAGCCACCUGGUUUGGAUUCCCAUAGAAGCAUGCACACGUCAGACGCCACAUGUGCGAGCAUGCACCAUACGCACACACCACACACACACACACUCUCAACCUAUGAGAAUCAUUGGAUAAUAAAUCAUAUUGU